UGGCGGAUUGACCUCCCUGGACUAUCAUAGCAAAAUUGCCUCGAAGAUGGCAGACGCUGCACCUGAGGGUACCUUGGGUCAUAUCCUGCUCAAUGAAUGCCCAUCUUUGCCAGAACGAAUCCGGUACGAGAACUGCUCCUUUUUCUCGGAGGCGAUCACUCCCUGCUUCGCCAGUUUCUGGACAAUCUCCAUGAUUUGUGUGGCCGGUAGAACAGACACAAGCAUGCAGAACAAGGCCGCGGAGGACGCUACCUAUCGGGAGCAAUGCAUCAAAGAAGCCUUGCGGAUGUACCCUCCGGCCCCCCUCAUCUGGGCACGCGGUGCCACAGAGACCCACCACUUUGAGAAUCCCCUCUUCGACCCGGAUGUGAAGCCCUCCUCUUUCUUUGCGCCCUUGUUUGGAUCAUGCGACAUCCGAACCAAGGAGUACAUCAAGAUUAAAAAGGGGACCAAGGUCAUGAUGUUUCCGUCUAUCUUCCACCACGAUGAUCGCUUUUGGAGGAGGCCUGAAGAAUACGUACCCUCUCGAUGGAACGAGGACGCUCAUGUUCUCGACGGCCCGAGGAUAGUCAAGCGAAAAACUGUGCGACGUUGCACUAGUGGGAACCGAGUGUUAGAUCUAGGGGGGGCAGAAAUUAUUGGUGACCAAGGACAAAAGCGCUGAAUCCGCGUACGAUGAGUCUACCCAACCUCUCCGGUACAAAAUGUUCGGAUCAAGGGAGAGAUCGAAAGCGAGAGAGCCACUCGAGAGAACGUGACUGCUACGUCCAAGGCCGAAGAGUUCCACGAAUGGUCGUUCCUCCCCUUUUGCCUAGGCUCUACGCACAGCUGCCUUGGGCGAAGACUUGCCAUGCGCAUGGUCGAUUCCAUGGUUUCCAACUUUCUGAAGCACGGUGUAAACUUUGAGCACGAUGUUGUGCCACGCUUGUUCACUCAAAAGAAUUGGAUGGAGAGACAGAACGAACUAUUGUCGGCCUACUACUACCCCUCGGAGCCCGUGUAUGUUGAACUUAAAGAGGCAACGCAUGCCUAAUGAAUCAUAGAAGCCUACAUGUAUAAUAGAGAAUAGAAAGAAGUUUUGCGAAU
Messenger RNA from Seminavis robusta, 1086 nucleotides. NCBI's taxonomy places the organism in Eukaryota, Bacillariophyta, Bacillariophyceae, Naviculales, Naviculaceae. The record is from the annotation of a GenBank genome assembly.